CGAAGAUGCGGGCGCCGGCCAGGGAGCUCUUCCGGGACGCCGCCUUCCCCGCCGCGGACUCCUCGCUGCUGUCCGGCCGCUCCACGCCGCUGGCCCGGCUCCGCGGGGACAUCACGUGGCGCCGGCCCCAGGAGAUCUGUGCGGCACCCCGACUCUUCUCAGACAGCCCGCAGGAGGGCCCGGUGAAGCAGGGGCUGCUGGGCGACUGCUGGUUCCUGUGCGCCUGCGCCGCGCUGGGCCGGAGCCGGCCACUGCUGCACCAGGUUUUUCCUCCGGGGCAGCCGCACUGGCGGGACCCGGAGUACCGGGGCGCCUUCACGUGUCGGGUCUGGCAGUUUGGACGUUGGGUGGAGGUGACCGUAGAUGACCGUCUGCCUUGCCUCGCGGGGAGACUCUGCUUCUCCCGGUGCCACAGCGAGGAUGUGUUCUGGCUCCCCUUGCUGGAGAAGGUCUACGCCAAGGUCUAUGGCUCCUACGAACACCUGUGGGCAGGGCAGGUGGCGGACGCGCUGGUGGACCUGACCGGCGGCCUGGCAGAACGCUGGAGCCUGAAGGACUUGGCCGGAGCCAGCGGCGAGCAGGACGGACGCCCGGCGGGUGGCCCGGAGCUCAGGACCUGCCGGCAGCUGCUGCGCCUCCAGGACCAGUGUCUGAUCAGCUGCUCCGUGCUCAGCCCCAGGCCAGGUGCCUCGGGGCUGGGGGAGUUCCACGCCUUCAUCAUCUCAGAGGUGCGGGAGGUUCCGACGGGGGCCGGCCCAGCCAUCCUGCUGCUGCGCAUUCAGAACCCCUGGGGCCGGCGCUGCUGGCAGGGGCCCUGGAGAGAGGGGGGUGAAGGCUGGAGCCGGGUGGAUGCGGCAGAGGCGUCGGGGCUGCUGUCCCGGCUGCAGGAGGGGGAGUUCUGGGUGGAGGAGGAGGAGUUUCUCCGCGAGUUCGACGAGGUCACCAUCGGCUACCCGGUCACGGAGGCCGGCCACCUGCAGAGCCUCCGCUCAGGGAGGGAGCUGCGCCACAUGCAGCAGCUGCCCGGGGCCUGGGUCAAGGGCCAGUCGGCCGGGGGCUGCCGGAACAACAGCGCCUUUCCCAGCAACCCCAAGUUCUGGCUGCGGGUCUUAGAGCCCAGUGAGGUGUACGUGGCCGUCCUGCAGAGGCCCCCGGUGCGCUCGGCGGACUGGGCAGGCCGGGCCCUGGCAGGGGACCCUUGUGCAGCCAGGAGCGUGGCCAGCUCCCCGGGCAGGGCCUGCCAGGCUGUGGGCCUGCACAUCUGGAAGGUGGAGAAGCGCCGGGUCAGCCUGCCCAGGGUCCUGUCCGCACCCCCCGUGGCGGGCACCCCGUGCCACGCCUACGACCGGGAGGUGCACCUGCGCUGCGAGCUGCCCGCGGGCCACUACCUGGCUGUGCCCAGCACCUUCCUGAAGGACGCGCCGGGGCAGUUCCUGCUGCGUGUCUUCUCCACCGGGAGGGUCUCCCUCAGUGCCAUCCGGGGCGCCCCCAGCCCCCGCUGCCGGGAGGCGCCGCCUGCAGGCGAGUGGGAGACCGUGCGGCUGGCGGGUGCCUGGCAGGCCGGCCGGACGGCGGGAGGCAGCAGGAACUUUGCCUCCUUCCCCACCAACCCCUGCUUCCCGCUCUCGGUGCCCGCGGGCGCCGGCCCCCGCAGCGUGCGCAUCACCCUGCGCCAGCACUGCGACGGCAGCCAGUGCCUCCCCAUCGGCUUCCACGUCUUCCAGGUGCCGCCAGGGGGCGGGAGCCCAGGGGCACCCCCGCUGCUGCUCCAGGAGCCGGUGCUGAGCUGCGUGCCCCAUCGCUACGCCCAGGAGGCGCUCGGUACACAGCCAGGAGACGCUGGGGCAGCCCCUGCAGGAGGCCUCCUACAUGGCGGUGAGGAGGACCUGAACGACGGCCGGUGUCAGCUGCGCCAGGGCCCAGGCGGCCUCCUGGGCCCCUGGGCCUGUCCCUGAAGCCUGGCCUGGACGGAGGCGGCCUGCGGGCAGGUGCCAGGGACAGCCCCGUGCUCCCGCAUCUCACGCUGGGAGAGCGGGCUCCGCCGGGAGGGACUGGCCCAUCCCCCAAAGUCUGGUGACCAUUUUAGGGGGAAAUUCAAUAAACUUGAACCCAGCAGUUUGCCGCGAAUCUGUGCCAGCAGCUGCGCGGGUGCAGCCUGUGGGAGGGACGGCGCUGGGUCUGCAGGAGGUGCUCAGAGCCCACCCCAGGCCC
Molecule: messenger RNA, 2211 nt
Organism: Talpa occidentalis (Iberian mole)
Lineage: Eukaryota; Metazoa; Chordata; Mammalia; Eulipotyphla; Talpidae
Gene: CAPN10
Product: calpain 10
Exons: 12
Coding region: 6-1955 (649 amino acids)
Biological process (GO): proteolysis
Cellular component (GO): cytoplasm
Molecular function (GO): calcium-dependent cysteine-type endopeptidase activity
Source: RefSeq, a predicted model, not a curated record